Messenger RNA from Papaver somniferum (opium poppy), 3378 nucleotides. RefSeq lists its product as uncharacterized. Lineage: Eukaryota; Viridiplantae; Streptophyta; Magnoliopsida; Ranunculales; Papaveraceae. The transcript is spliced from 8 exons. The record is from RefSeq and is a predicted model, not a curated record. The coding region runs from base 1 to 3378 and encodes 1125 amino acids.
AUGAAUAGAGUUCCAAACAAUUAUAUCACCUUCAGUGCUUUGGAAGGAAUCGCAAAACCUGCUGGUCAGUUAAUAUUAUUCAAGGAUCCUUAUGGAAGAGAUUAUUAUGAAAAGAAUGUUGAAACAAUGGUGGGGGUGGAGGUCACAAAAACACUCCCUUUGGCUCAGAUUGUUUGUUGCACUCCAAAAAGAAGGGAGAUUCUAGCAUCCAAGAGAGCUCUGUCAACAUCUCAAUUGGUAAAUCCAUCUUUCAACUCUCCUGGUUUCAAUCUCAAUGGUAAAAAACCUUCUACAAGUAAGCCCCCAGCAAACCCAUUUGCUGCUCUAAGUCAGAUGGAGGAGGAUGUGAUUAUUAGCUAUGACAAGAAUGUGCAUACCAAGAAACCUGAAACCCAUCAGUAUGUUGCCAAAAUUAAGCUCUCGGAGGCUACGAUCCAGGUCUCAGAUCCUUCCCCUCAAGGGUCUUCUGAGAACCAUCAUCGUGUCAUAGCGGUCAAGGAUGCAAAGGGGAGGAGACUUGUAAGAGAUGCUGGAACUAAAGUGGUUGAAGCUGCUGCUUCUUUGCCUGCAAAUCGUUUGGAGAUUGGUGCUAGCCAGGGUCUAGGUCCCCCUCAUACUAGACAGAACUUGAAAAAACUCAUAAACUCACAUGAACCGAACAUCUUAUUUCUCUGUGAAACAAAACAAUUCCAUGAUUUUGUAGGAAAAACCAUGCAUACCUCCAUGUACUAUAAUUUUAUUUUCCAAGACCCUAUUGGUAAAGCUGGUGGUCUUGUGCUUGCUUGGGAUAACAGUGUUAAAGUUCAGGUGCUUUAUAAAGAUGAUAACCAAAUAAACUGUAAAGUUUGGGAUAACAAAACCAAUUUUGACUGGAUGCUUACUUGUAUGUGUGGUAGUCCGUACAAAGACCAUAGGAAAAUUGACUCUUGGAAAGUUGUUAACCAGAUGGGGACCUCUAUGGUCUUGCCUUGGCUUGUUUUAGGAGACCUAAAUGGUUUGAAUGAUAUUGUCUUCAUGGGAUUUCCUUUUACUUGGUCUAACCACCAAGAAGGAGAAAAUCUCAUUGAAGAAAUACUUGAUAGGGGUAUGGCCAAUGGCUCUUGGCUUACCCUUUUCCCCAAUGAUAGCCUUGGACACCUUAAUCAUGGAGGCUUGCUGGAUACUAGUAUUCCUUUCCAAGAUGGUCGUAGGCCAUUUAAAUUCUUUGGUAUUUUUCAGGAGGAACAAUCAUGUAGGGAUAUUAUAGCCUCCUCCUGGGGAACCAACUUCCAUGGUUCAAAAUCUUUUGUCCUUGUCAAUAGACUUGCUAUUGUUAAAAGAGAAGUUAGUCGAUGGAAUAGGCUAGACUUUGGAAAUAUUAAAAAUAAUAUAAAUAUUAUGAAUAAGAAACUUGAUCAAAUUAUGUCCAACCCCAGGGUUAGACUAAAUGAUCAAAAUCUUCUAGACACAAAAGCUGAAAUACAAAAACUUCAUGAUUAUGAAGAGGAACUCUGGAAAAUCAAAGGUAGGAAAAAUACAAUUCUGUUAGGAGAUAAAAACACCCACUACUUUCACCAGAAUGGUGUAAUUAGGCAAAGAAGAAACAGAAUAACAUGCCUUUAUGAUCAAAAUAACACUUGGGUUGAAGAUAGAGAUACGAUAGCUCACUGUUUAAACAAUUAUUUUGAAACUCUCCUAACUACGACUAGGCCUGUCAUUAAUCAUGACAUUGUUAACUUAGUUCCUACCUCUAUAUCAGAUUCUGAGAAUUUGAGUCUGAGGGAGUCCCCUACUGAAGCCGAAAUCCAUGAUGCUCUCUUUGGGAUGCUUCCCAACUCUAGCCCAGGGCCUGAUGGAUUUCCUUCCUGUUUUCUCCAGAAAAAUUGGGGUACCGUUAAAAAGGAUGUCAUAGAAACUGUCCAAGAUUUUUUUAACAGUAGUCAUAUGCUGACUCAACUGAAUAAAACUCACAUUUCUCUUAUUCCUAAAGUCCAGCAUCCCAAUGGGCCUAGUGACUACAUCAUGCCUAUAAGUUUGUGCAAUAUUGUUUACAAAAUUAUCUCGAAGGUCAUUGCUAAUAGAAUUAAACCAUUCCUUGAAAGAUUGAUUUCCCCCUAUCAAUCUGCCUUUGUCAAGCAAAGACUUAUCUCAGACAACGUUCUUAUUUCUCAUGAGAUAAUUCAUGCUAUGAGAAAGAAAAGGAAAGGAUUGACUGCUUUUAUGGGUCUAAAAAUUGAUAUGUCAAAGGCCUUUGAUAGGGUCGAAUGGGAUUUUCUGAUUGCCAUCCUUCGAAAAAUGGGCUUCUGUGAAGCCUGGUGCUCUCUAAUUUUUCAAUGCAUCAGUACUACCCACUCCUCCAUCCUUGUGAACGGGGUUUCCUGUAAACCCUUUAAACCUACUAGAGGUCUUCGUCAAGGAGAUCCUAUGUCUCCUUAUUUGUUUAUCUUAUAUGACUGCCUAAUUUUUACAAAAGCUUCUAUUUCUAAUAGUAGGAAUCUUCUAGCUGAGCUAUACGAGUAUGGAAAAACCUCUAGCCAAAUGAUUAACUACUUUAAAUCUGGUAUUUUCUUUACUCCUCAUGUUCAGGGUAGGUUAGGGAGAGACAUUAUUGAUAUUAUGAAGGUAAAAAAGAUUAGAUUGAAUGAUAGAUAUUUAGGUGGCCCUUUAUUUACUAAAAAUUCUAAAAUCCAAUGCUUUGAUAAUUUGGCUGAGAACAUGGGGAAUAGGCUUAAGGGAUGGAAAGGUGAAUCUAUGUCACCUCCUGGCAGAGAAGUUAUGGCCAAAUAUGUUCUAGAAUCCCUGCCUGUUUACACUAUGUCCACUUUUAUUCUUCCUAAAACUACCAUAAACAGAAUCACUGGAAUUAUUAGAGAUUUAUGGUGGGGGAAAUUUGGUACUAAGAAAGGCAUGUAUAGUAAGGGUUGGAGAGGCUUAUAUAAAAGCAAGGAGAAAGGAGGGAAUGCUGGUUUAAUAGAAACAAUGCCAGGACUCAGUGGGGAACUUGGGAUGAACUCUGUGCUACCAUUUGCUGUCUUAACAGGAGUUGGUGUGUGUAUUCUAGCUCCUUCAGGUGAGAUACUUGGCAGAAGAACAAGAGGAAUCAGAAGUCAUGGAAAAGAAGAAGGUGACUGCACAGCAGCUCAAGAUGCUUUAGACUGGGCCUCUCAACUGAACUGCAAAUCUUUCAAUCUCCUAGGAAGCAAUCACUGCAUCAUGGAAGUUCUGAAGGGAAGCAAAAGAAACACCAGCUGGAGAACAAAUGCCAGCAUAGAUAAACUUAUUUUGUGUCUCAAAAACUUUGAAAUCAUCUGUUGUAAAACUAUUAAAGAUGACUUUAUGCCAGACCUCCUAAAACUAUCAUCAAUUAGAGGUAAAUCUCAAAGUCCUCGAUUGUGGUAG